This is a messenger RNA of Helianthus annuus (common sunflower), 714 nucleotides long. RefSeq lists its product as uncharacterized. The coding region runs from base 1 to 714 and encodes 237 amino acids. The record is from RefSeq and is a predicted model, not a curated record. The transcript is spliced from 2 exons. Lineage: Eukaryota; Viridiplantae; Streptophyta; Magnoliopsida; Asterales; Asteraceae.
AUGUGUCAUGAAUUUGAGGUGGUGAUGAAGAGUAAGUUUGAGAUGAGUGCAAUGGAUGAGUUAUCAUUCUUCUUGGGGUUGCAAGUUGAACAGAAGAAGGAUGGGAUCUUUAUUCAUCAAAUGAAGUAUGUUUAUGACAUUUUGACUCGUUUCAAGAUAAAGGAUUGCACAACUUUCAAUACACCCAUUUGUAAAAAUCACAAUAUUGGUCUAGAUGCUGAGAGUGUGGAGGAUGUCGAUCCAACUCUAUAUAGGGCCAUGAGUGCAUCGUUGAUGUAUCUUACUACUUCGAGACCAGACAUUACGUUCACCGUAUGUAUGUGUGCUACAUAUCAAGCAAAUCCGAAGGAGUCGCAUAUGAAGGCGGUGAAGCGAAUUCUAAGUUACUUGAAGGGAAAACCUAAGUUUGGGUUAUGGAACCCUGCUGAUAGUGACUUGGAGUUUAUUGCAUACAGUGAUUCAGAAUUCGAAGGAUGUAGAUCAACCAGAAAAUCUACCACAGGUGGUUGUCAAUUCUUAGGGGGAAGACUUGUGUCAUGGCAGUGUAAGAAACAAGCCUGCGUGUCUACGUCUUCGUGUGAAGCUGAAUACAUUGCUGCAGAAAAAUACAAAAAUCCAAAAAGAUUUUCUACUUCUUUAAAAUUCUUAGCGUACGGAAAAUGGUUGUACGUGGAGGAAAUGUUACCGAAAGGGGGAUCUGGUGUUAGAAUUUGA